GACCCGGGCAGCGCCGCUCUCACUCUAUAUAUUCCGUGGGGGUGCGAGUGUUGCUGCUGAGUCGGAGUGAGUCGGAGUGAGGGGAUGGAGAGGCUGUGCUGCUUAGUGUUCCUGGCUCUGCUCUGCCGGCUCGGAGCCGCGGACACCCCGGCCAACUGUUCUUUCCCCGACCUGGAAGGCACCUGGGAGUUCCAAAUAGGAGAGGGGAGCGGGGCGGCCCGGGACAAGAGUAUCGACUGCUCCCAGUUGGGUAAAGUGAGAACCAAGCUCACAGUCACCAUGAAAGAGCUGUACAUUGCGGAGGAUCAGUAUGGGAACCUGGGCGGCUUCACUCUCAUCUACAACCAGGGCUUUGAAGUGAAGAUCCUCAACUACCUGUUCUUUGGGUUCUUUAAGUAUGAACAGCGAGGUUCUAAUGUCACGAGCUACUGCCACGAAACCUUUCCCGGUUGGGUACACGAUGUGCUGGGUCGCAACUGGGCUUGCUUCGUUGGGAAGAAGAUCUCUGCAGACUCGGGCGUCAGGGUUAAUCCUGAUCCAUUCCCGAAAAAGGAGAUGCUCACAAGCAGGCUCUACAACUACAACCAUGACUUUGUGAAACAGAUCAAUGAAGUGCAGAAAUCAUGGACCGCCACCGCCUACCCUGAAUACGAAGGCAUGACUAUCGAGGAUCUUAUCCGGAGAGCCGGGGGGCGCAACUCCAGAAUUCCAAUGAGGCCUAGGCCAGCUCCUUUGCCUACUGAUGAGAAAUACCAAGGCCUGCCAACUGAAUGGGACUGGAGAAACAUCGCUGGGUACAACUUUGUCACCCCUGUUAGAAACCAAGCAAGCUGUGGAAGCUGCUAUGCCUUUUCCUCAAUGGGUAUGUUAGAGUCUAGAAUCCAGAUCCGCUCUCAGCUCUCUCAGAAGCCCAUUCUGAGCCCACAGCAAGUGGUGUCCUGCAGCAAUUAUUCCCAAGGUUGCGAAGGUGGCUUUCCCUAUCUCAUUGCCGGGAAAUACGUCAGUGAUUAUGGAAUUGUGGAAGAGUCAGACCUCCCUUACACUGGUUCCGAUUCCCCCUGCACCUUGAAAGAUUCCCAGCAAAAAUACUACACCGCCGAGUACCACUAUGUUGGCGGCUUCUACGGCGGCUGCAACGAGGCCUACAUGAAGCUGGAGCUCGUUCUCGGCGGCCCUCUCUCCGUCGCCUUUGAGGUGUACGACGACUUCAUGCACUAUCGCAGCGGCGUCUACCACCACACUGGCCUGCAAGAUAAGUUCAACCCCUUCCAGCUGACCAAUCACGCGGUACUCCUGGUGGGAUAUGGCACCGACCAACAAACUGGGGAGAAGUACUGGAUUGUGAAGAAUAGCUGGGGGGAGUCCUGGGGGGAGAAAGGAUACUUCAGGAUACGCAGAGGCACCGACGAGUGUGCCAUUGAAAGUAUCGCUGUAUCUGCAGAGCCCAUUAUUAAACUCUAACCCCCAUAUGUAAUUAAAGUGUGCCCAGGAGCAGUAACCCAUAGCAACCAAGAAGAUGUUUGGUUUUUUUAACAGGUAAAUGCUACUUGCUGAUUGGUUGCUAUGGGUUUCCACUCCUAGUACCUUUUAUUACAUAACCCCAUAGGUCUUCUCCAAUGACCUUUUGGUUUUUGUUUUUCCCUAUUCACAUGAGUGACCAGACCUGCUUCAUUUUUGUUAACUGUGGGGUUUGUUAGGACCCUACUCUGUGCACUAAAUUUAAAGGCAACAUGUACCCUGUUUAUGUGCUAGUAUUGCAGGAAUAAAUAACCUGCAACCAGCUGGGGUGAGCAGUAUUUGUGGAUCACAAGAUGGCACUGUUGCCAUUGGUUCUUCUCUCUCAAGUGGUGAUUGGCUGAGAAGAGACUAGCAAAAUGGCAGCUGUUAUUUUUAUAAAGUCACUUCUUCAAUAGAAUACAUUUUCCCUUUAAAUCAGAGUACGGUUUGGUCACCUCGUGGGCUGCACUUAGCUUUAGUCCUGAAUCUUGCCCUAUUUCUAUUGUGUUCUUUGUGCGAUAAAUCACCUUUUUUAUGUCUCCUAAAGAGCCAAAAUCCGCUGCCUGUAAACGUGAAAAGCACUUAUAUAUCCCGCACUUCACUCAAGUGUUAGACUAUUACUAAGCGACUGAUCAUUGGGGUCCAGCUGCCCCCCCACAAUAAAGGGACACGUUAUUUAUUUGAUUGGAUGUUAUACACUGGGUACGGAAAUCACUCGGCGUAUCUCGUAUAACCACUGAAAUAGUUGGCGGAUAUAUUUUUAUUCAUCAGGGUUGUUGAGCGGCGCAGCAUCCAAUAAUCGCCCUGUGCCGCCUCGUGAAAGGGAAUCUCUGGCCUGUGCCUUAUGUCUGAAUCAGGGACAAAUUUAUGCUUUUUAUAAGGAAAUUUAUAUUGUAUGUCCUAUACUGAAAAUGCUGAAUAAAAUAAAUGUCUUUUCCUAA
Molecule: messenger RNA, 2438 nt
Organism: Xenopus tropicalis (tropical clawed frog)
Lineage: Eukaryota; Metazoa; Chordata; Amphibia; Anura; Pipidae
Gene: ctsc
Product: cathepsin C
Exons: 7
Coding region: 85-1461 (458 amino acids)
Biological process (GO): proteolysis
Molecular function (GO): dipeptidyl-peptidase activity; cysteine-type peptidase activity; cysteine-type endopeptidase activity
Source: RefSeq, a predicted model, not a curated record